Molecule: messenger RNA, 306 nt
Organism: Colletotrichum lupini
Lineage: Eukaryota; Fungi; Ascomycota; Sordariomycetes; Glomerellales; Glomerellaceae
Exons: 3
Coding region: 1-306 (101 amino acids)
Source: RefSeq, a predicted model, not a curated record
AUGAACUUCAAGCCUAGAUUGAGUCAUGGUUUGAUAGUUGAUGCUACAGAUUAUACAUGCACUCAAUACCAGAACUCAGGUGAUACAGACUUUCCAACUUACCACUCAUUUAGGUUGAUAGGCCUGACUACAUUCGGUUUCGUGUUGCCGCUGCAUCUGAGUCGUCGCCGGCAAGGAGCAACGGUGAAUAGGUCCCCAUUUGUGGUCUUUCCUCUCUACGGUACCGAGGUCACGGCGUUGUGGAAUGAGCCAUUUCCUACUUUAGUUGACUCGACAAAAAGACAACCGCGCAGAUUGGAGAUUUAA